AUUUUAUCAAGUUUAAUAUGUUAAAAUUAUUCACAAAUUUCAGUACAUACCAGUUUUAUGAAACAUAUGUUGCUCGAUACAUGCAUAUUUUUGAUAUUAGUUCUGUAAGUCGGUGAUUUUCUCGUGGUGUUUUGUGUAUGACAUCUAUUUUUCAACGCUGCAACUUCAAAUGACGUCAAGAUAUUUAGCAGUAAACGGAUAAAGACAACUUUUUGAAAACAUGAACCCAGCAAGGGCUAAGAUAGCUCAUAGGGAAGAGGCCAGAUUAGCUGCCGAAUCGCGGCCAGAAGAAGACGAGGAAGAUGACGUUCCAGCGCCACCUGACGGAGGGUACGGUUGGGUGAUCGUAUUUGCCAGCUUCAUGUGCAAUCUAGUCGUGGAUGGAAUCUCUUACUGCUUCGGUAUCUUCCUUAUAGAGCUGAUCAACUAUUACCAUGAAUCGAAAGGUACAACGGCAUGGGUGGGCUCAAUCCUUGCUGGGGCAACAAUGUGUCCAGGUCCCAUCAUAAGUAUCAUCGCCAACAAAUACGGUUGUCGGUUAUGUUGCAUAAUGGGCAGCAUAAUAGCGGCAACGGCUUUUGCCCUCUCUAUUUACUGCCCCAAUGUGCAGAGCCUCAUGUUAGUCUACGGGUUCAUGGGUGGUCUUGGGUUUGGUUUCAUGUACCUGCCAGCAGUGGUAUGUGUUGGAUAUUACUUUGACACCAAGAGGUCUCUGGCAACAGGCAUCGCAGUAUGUGGCAGUGGUGUCGGGACCUUUGCAAUUGCACCAGUGGCGCAGUACUUAAUCGACAAUUUUGGAUGGAAAGGCACCAAUUUAGUAUUUGCUGGAGUCAUUGGCACCUGUGUGCUGUUUGGGGCAUUGAUGAAACCCUUAGAAUAUAAACAAAAGCCUCCUAAGCAAGUAAAUGGUACCGCCAAGCCGAACCUUUCAAGGAGAAACACAUACGGCGACACUACGUCACCAUACGCUUCAAAACUAUCUAUUGCUAGUAGGCGGAGUCAUACUGUGAAACCAAUGGAAAGAAAAGACGUUUUCUAUUCUCAAUCGGUCUUGAAUCUCAAAGAAUUCCAGUCCCAGAAGUCACUUAACGAAUAUAGGCGACACAGUUUGGCUAGCGCUAAGCCUAAAAAUUCUUCCAACGAACUCCUAAUGUUGUUCAAAGAUCCCGUGUUUAUGUUGAUUGGUAUUUCUAAUCUUUUUGGAAUGGCAGCUUUAUAUGUACCUUUUGUAUACAUAGUGGAAUGUGCUGUAACUGACGGCAUAUCGAAAGGGAAAGCCUCAUUCCUAAUCUCCAUAAUAGGAAUCACCAAUACCAUAGGCAGGCUGUUGGUUGGAUAUUUGGCAGAUUUCCCACAAAUUAACGCGUUAUUAGUGAACAACUUGGCUCUGGUAUUGGCUGCCAUCGCUGUAGGAUUGGCACCGUUUUGUCAUACGUAUGCAGCUUACGUUGCUAUGUCUAUAGCAUUUGCUCUAGCAAUAGAGCUUUCAGAAAAAAGGAGAUCCAUCGGUGCAGUGCCUUUAUGCUGAAUAGCAGUAGCCAUGGGAUUACUUUGCCAGUUUAACAGCCGUUUCCACUUGCGUGUCAGAUUUGAUAGUUUAUAAAUCAAAUAUUACGAAUUGCCACACUACUCCACGGCUACUACUUGCAGGAUAAAACGCUGCCCUGCAGGACCGCCUCACGUUGGCUGAACGCAGUCAUCGAAAUAUCACGGCCUAUAUAUCGCUAACAUCGAUCAUUCUGGUGGACCUGUUGGGGCUGGAUAAACUAACGAAUGCUUUCGGACUCCUCAUUUUAUUCAGAGGCACAGCCUCUGUUAUCGGUUCGCCUUUAGCUGGUGCCUUGUAUGAUAUCACACAUUCUUUCACAGUGCCGUUCUUUGUAGCUGGGGGGCUAUUCGCCAUAGCAGCCGCGAUCAGCUUCAGUGUACCACCUGUCAAAGCUUGUCUUGACAGAAGGAAAAAGGUGUCUUCAAAUAAUGACGAAGCCAUGACUCCCAUGAAUACGAAACAAAAUAGCAAUAUAGAGGAAAAAUAGUGUAAUAUUUAGGGUAUUAAUAAAUUUUUGUUUAGUUCGGUUUUGAUAAUCGUGAUCCUACCUGUUACAAAUUCCUUAUGUA
Molecule: messenger RNA, 2118 nt
Organism: Acanthoscelides obtectus
Lineage: Eukaryota; Metazoa; Arthropoda; Insecta; Coleoptera; Chrysomelidae
Source: the annotation of a GenBank genome assembly